GAUCUUAUCAGCUCAUCGCGCGAUUCCCUCGGAGCUACACGGCACUUUUUUCCAUGACUACGGCGACGGCCUUGCAGCGGCUCAGAUCUCGCCAACAUACCAGGCCGAUCACAUAUCCUACAGCUCCGACCGCGGUAUGAAAAUCUCAAUCACAGGCAUCGACGACGCGCCUACAUUGGCAUCCGACUUUUCGAUAAUGUAUGGAAAGGUACAGGCGUUCGCGCAAGCUGCACCAGGACGAGGUAUUGUGAGCGCACUCGUUCUGCUCUCUGAUGAUGGGGACGAGAUCGAUAUCGAAUGGGUAGGAGUGGACUCUGAACACUUCCAGAGCAACUACUUCUCAAAGGGCAACACCACCACCUGGAACCGUGGAGGAAUUCACUCUGUCAGCGCCGCAACGUCUUCCUUCCACACCUACACGAUAGACUGGACUGCCUCCCAGAUCGUCUGGUCAGUCGAUGGCGUGGCCGUGCGCACUCUAUCAGCCGCCUCUGCCCAGGGAUUUCCUUCUUCACCUUCCCAAUUCAAGGUCGGAUCCUGGGUCGCAGGAAGCCCGUCUAACAGCGAAGGCACCAUCGGGUGGGCUGGAGGGUUGGCGAAUAUGUCGCAGGCACCGUUCGAUUAUUUUGUGAAGGGUAUAUAUAUCGAAGACUACUCCACCGGUACUUCGAGACUGUUGGCACGAGAUCCUGAGGCUGCUGAGAUAUUACGACACGAAAACCAAAAGCGGGAUUCUGAUAGCUCAUCGAGAACGACCACAGCAGCAACAAUAACAGCAGCAGCAACAGAAACAGCGAAUCCAGCUCUAAGUCCUGUCGGGCCAGUCCAGAACGUGACUCUACCUCCUGUGAUUUCAAAUGCAACUGCUUCAGCCUCGCCAGCUGUCGUCACUACCAGUGCAGGAGCGCAGAUAGGAUGCAAUUACCUGAGCGCAGGAGCGCUAUCCGCCGUUGCUGUUUUGUUCAUCACCCUUUUUUGACGAUGAAGAAGGAUCUGCUUGCAAUAUUGUGAAUUGUAUUUGACCAGCUUGUGUUUUGAGCCUAUGUAUGAGUAAUAUGAUAGAAUGAGUGUGCAUACAAGUUCCCUGACUCGUUUGCACCAGACAAUAUGCCACGGUGACUGCUGUAUCUGUAUUUAAUCGUAAAGUGAAUGGAUGAUUUUGUGGGGUUUGUGUUUACUAUUCAGCUGCGGCUCGGAAAGUGGUUGCCGUGACAACUGUAUUUAGCUUAGCGUGUGUAGGUUUGUUGACAGACCACAACAAAGACAUCUCUCGCGGCGUUCUCUUUCUUCCCA
Messenger RNA from Myxozyma melibiosi, 1293 nucleotides. Its product is annotated as concanavalin A-like lectin/glucanase domain-containing protein. The record is from RefSeq and is a predicted model, not a curated record. The transcript is spliced from 3 exons. NCBI's taxonomy places the organism in Eukaryota, Fungi, Ascomycota, Lipomycetes, Lipomycetales, Lipomycetaceae. Gene Ontology annotation, molecular function: hydrolase activity, hydrolyzing O-glycosyl compounds; glycosyltransferase activity. Gene Ontology annotation, cellular component: fungal-type cell wall. Gene Ontology annotation, biological process: fungal-type cell wall organization; carbohydrate metabolic process. The coding region runs from base 137 to 979 and encodes 280 amino acids.